Messenger RNA from Lathyrus oleraceus (garden pea), 963 nucleotides. RefSeq lists its product as uncharacterized. The coding region runs from base 1 to 963 and encodes 320 amino acids. The transcript has a single exon. NCBI's taxonomy places the organism in Eukaryota, Viridiplantae, Streptophyta, Magnoliopsida, Fabales, Fabaceae. The record is from RefSeq and is a predicted model, not a curated record.
AUGAAAGGAAGGACACCGUAUAAUAGGAUUCGUCAGGUACCUGAGGUAGAGAUGCUAGCCCUUGCCCUCAACAUCCCCAUAUCUGAUGCAUUGGCUAAUUGGAAGAAAAGGGAGAAUCUCUUUGGUUUUUGGAGGGCUUACCUAGAAGAAGAAGCAGAAAGGUUGUUUGUGAUACAUCAUUGGGAUGCAUUGGCAAAUAUACUAGCUCUUCUCAUAUAUGGGCUAGUAUUGUUCCCAACCCAUGAAGGUUUUAUAGAUUCAGCUGCCACAAGUAUCUUUUGGGCCGUUUGGAAGGAUAAACAAAGUUUGGUUCCUCCACUACUAGCCGACACUUUUCAUACUUUGCAUACUCGACAUCAAAAGAAGAAUGGAAUGUUGAUAUGUUGCCUUCCAUUGCUCUAUAAUUGGCUUAUCUCAUAUGUGUUCAAGCCUGAUGCUCACAUCAGUGAAAUGUCCGAUGGGGAGUGGGCAAGAACUCUGGUGUCUUUGUCUAGUAAGGAUAUCAUUUGGUACCGACACAAGCUGAAUGUUGAAGAAAUCAUUAUCAGUUGUGGUAAUUUCCCAAAUGUGCCACUAAUAGGAUCUAAAGGUUGCAUCAGCUACAACCCCAUGUUAGCUUUGCGACAGUUUGGAUACCCUAUGCGUGGGAAGCCCGAUGAUAAAGAGUUAGAAGAGAUGGUUUUGAAUGAUAUGGGAACCAAUGAUCCUUUUCUCCUCUGUAAGAUCAUUCGAUCUUGGGAAAAGAUGCAUACCAAAGGAACAGAAUUAAUAAAGAAGAAUGAUGCAGCCAGGGUUCCUUAUCAGCAAUGGAUCUCGGAGAGGAUCAAAGUUGUGAAGCUCCAUUUUCCUAUAGAGAUUCCUAUAAAGUCUACUUCACCAGAACCAGUCCCUGUUUCUCUUGAAGAGGUGGAAGAACUUCGAGCCAUGGUAGCUAAACUUGGAAAGGAGAAAGAUGAUCUGUAA